CGCAGAUAUAAGACGCUGACUUUUCCUUAUUAUGAUGCUAGAGCUCCUGGGUGUGAAUAUUUUUCUUUCGGGCUGUUUUGGUGUGAGUCAGUGGGUCUGAGUAAUGAUGGAGCGAGAGAAAGUGCUGGACCAAAUUGUCAAGACAAGAGACAAUCCCUUCGGAUGCAGUAGUAGGAGGAGGGAAAAAAGGAACAAAGUAAACAGCACUGAUGAGAAGGAAGGUACAGUGGGCGAUUAUAACUGGAAUGGAAACUCUUCAGAAUCUGACAGCAGCUAUGUAUAUUUUGAAAAUGAGCUGGAUCAACUUUUGGAUCAAGAGGAACAUGACAACCGUUGGAACGAGCAUUCGGAGAUUGUAGAUGCCAACAGGACGGAAGAUAACUGCCUUCCCAAAGUAACCGUCUUUUCCCAGACCAAUGAAAGAGUUUCCCCCCUUUCCUCAUUUAUAGAUUCAGAAUUUGAAGAUGAGCUGGAUCGACUACUGAACCAAGAGGAAGAUGAUGACAGUCAGACCAAACCUUCAGAGACUGUAGACAUGAAAGAGUCCUCAUCCAAUACGAUAAACGUGUCACAAACCAGAGUAAGGGGUUUCUCUUUUCAUCCCACUGAAGUUUCCAGGUCAAGUGAGGACGAACAAGAUGCCUAUUCUUUUGUGAAAGAUGCCAUAAAGACCGUCUCUAAAGCUGCUAUAAAGAAGGGGCGAAAAAAGGUCAGCCCUCAAUCCUCUCCCAGCUUGGCAUCAACCCCUGCCAAAUGUAGAAGGAAUGCUGAUCCAGCAUUACCUCUUACCAGUGGGUCAGAGAGAAGGUGGAGGACAGAGGAUGAACCAGACCUGCAGCCUAAACUGUUCCCCUUCAAACCAGCCAGGAAUCCAGGGCCCCAGCUAGAUGCUCAAAAAAAUUACACCCCUUUGGAGGUCUUCCAGCUCUUCUUCAGUAAGGAUGUUGUUGAUACUCUCUGCUUGAACACAAACAAGAAUGCUCAGAGAAGGCAGAAACAGCGAUUCAAGGAACCAUGGAGAACUAUAUCCGUAGAAGAAAUGUACAAAUAUCUCAGCAUUAUAAUCUAUAUGGGUCUUCUGAAUGUGCACAAUGUAUCAGACUACUGGGUUGAAAAUAGGUUGUAUGGGAUUCCUUUCUGCCGUUCAGUCAUGACCAUGUCAAGAUUUCGAGCAAUCACCUAUUCACUGCACAUGAGUGACCCAGCUGAGGAUGAGGAAAAUGACAAGAAGAAGGGAACCGCAGGAUAUGAUCAACUAAUGAGAAUCAAACCUCUUAAAGACCAGAUAUUGGAGGCAUGCAGGACCUUAUACCAUCCAUUCCAGAACCUUUCCAUUGAUGAACUCAUGGUGCGCUCAAAGUCUCGUAAUUGUCUGAAAAAAUCCUUUGAAUCCGAGCAUGAAAGGUAUGGAUUCAAGGUAUAUGUAUUAGCAGAUUCAAGAAAUGGCUACACGUGGGACUUCAAUAUAUUCGUAGGAAAGAACCCAUCUGCUUCAGGAAAAGGGGAUUCCUAUGAUGCUGUCAUGAACCUGCUAAAUGUCCCUUGCUUAGGCACAGGGUACCACAUUUACCUUAAUAAAGAUUUUACCAGUGCAACACUCCUCCGUGACUUAUACCGGAAACAUUUGGGGGCAUGUGGAACCAUACGCGAACAAUACAUGGGCCUCUCUGGUGUGCAAGAGAACAGCAUGGCUCCAACAACAAAGAGAGGGACUAUCAACUGGCUUCGUGAUGGGGAGCUGCUCUUUACUAAGUGGAUGGAUGCACGGCCAGUCACCAUGUGUAGCACCAUCCAUAAAGCCUUUGCAGAAGAGCAGGUGCAACGACGGAAGCAGUUAGAGGAUGGCACCUGGUUGACCCAGUCUCUGCCUGCCCCAGAGCAGGUCAAGCCAUACAACCUGUAUGUUGGGGGUGUGGAUCUGUGUGGUUCCCUGAUAAAAUGCUACAGUGUGGCUCAGAAAACCAUGAAGUGGUACAAGACAUUCUUCUUUCACUUUGUUGAUGUUGCUGUGGUGAACAGCUGGCUCAUGCACAAGGACUUGGCUGUGACUUCAAGUAAAAAGCCCAUGGCCCAGAAACAGUUUAGGGAGAAGCUGUGUUCGCAGCUUGCUGGUAUUACACCGAGUGGCAGUGUUCAGGAGAAGAGAUGGGAGGGGCAUGACGAAGAGCUGAGCAAACAGCAAGUGGAACAACAGUAUGAGCAGCUAAUGGAACAGCAGUAUGAAAAGCAGGGCAAAUGGUGGGUAGAACAACACUACAAAUUUGAACAGCAGUGCAAACAACAGAAUGAAAUAAAGACAGAUCAGCAGUUUGAAGAAGAGAGGGAAGAGGAAGAGAGGGAAGAGGAAGAGCUGGAAUUUGGUUCAAUGUGCUGUCCUGUGCCGACACAUGAUCCCACCAUCGUUGAGUCAUGGAAGAAAGCUAGUGUGGGCAGGAAGAAUUGUCGUUUCUGCAAGCAAAAGACAGUUUGGCAAUGCGAGUCCUGCAGAGUGGCACUCUGCAUAAUACCAGAGAGGAACUGCUUCAGAUUAUGGCAUAUAAAUAAAGAUAAGAAGGAACAUGAUUCAGGAGAAUAGUUAAUCUGUUCCAUGGAUUUGGCCUACAGGUUUUCUGGUGGUAUAUGUUUGGAGAUAUUGCACCUAUAUUGACAAUUUGUGUACCACUUAUUUGCUUUUAUUUUGUUUUGGGAACAUGUAUUACUAAACAAAGGCAAAAGCUCCACAUAGUAAACUAUCUCACAUAUCAGUAUUUGCUUAACAAAAAACGAAUAUUUUGGCAGUUUAGAAAAUGUCUAACUUUUUCCACACAUCACAGCUUACCCGCAUUGAUCAGUUAAAUGACCAAAAAAGAUAUUUGUAACAUUUUGUUGUUUCCAUUUUCUAUUAUUUCUUUUCAAUAAACUAUUUUUUUUUUA
This is a messenger RNA of Esox lucius (northern pike), 2913 nucleotides long. Its product is annotated as piggyBac transposable element-derived protein 3-like. The record is from RefSeq and is a predicted model, not a curated record. The transcript is spliced from 5 exons. Bases 104 to 2575 code for a protein of 823 amino acids. NCBI's taxonomy places the organism in Eukaryota, Metazoa, Chordata, Actinopteri, Esociformes, Esocidae.